UGCAGUUUUUUUAUGUUUCAGAUACUUAUAUACUGGAAUUUAUGUUCUCUUCACUCUCUUACUAGGAAAGUAACAAAUUCAAUUAGAAAUUUAAUAAACAAAGAAAGAUAUUGAUGGCUUAUUUACGGACUGUGUUUGUGCUAGUCCUUUUGUCUAUAUUAGUACAAGCCUUUGCCCAAGAUAAAAAAACAAAUUUGAGAGGCUGGUUUGAUGCGAAGGAGGAUGAUCCACAUGUCCAGAAUGCCCUACAAUUUGCGACAGAAGAGUACAACAAAGCAAAUAACGGUGACUACAUCCUAAGAGUCCACAAGACCAUCAAACUAAAGAAGAAGGUGGUGGCUGGUAUGAUGUACUUAAUGGAAGUAGAUGUUAUUACUACUAAAUGCACAAAUGCAGACUCAAUUCCAGAAGUCUGUCCAAAUGAGAAAAAUACGUCAAAGAUUAAACGGUGCACAUUCCAAGUUCUGAGGGUUCCUUGGAAGACCAUAACCGAAUUGCAAAACAGCUAUUGCCGCUAAACUGCCAUGAAGAUUUGAAUUAAAAAGAAAAUAUUCCUUGAUGAUUUUUGGAAAAGGAAAUAGUCACAAUCUUUCUUCAUUACAAAAGCAAUUACUUUGCCUUGAACGUCAGAAAACUUUAAAAAAUGCACUAUUAUUUUACGUAAUUAUGUAUCACACUGAAUAAUGUUUCAUUUAACUAUUUCUGAUUGGUCAAAAGUGUAGAUGAGACAUAGAUGUGUGAAUAUUAUAAACAGUUCUUGUAAAGAUAUAUAGGGGCUUAUUUAUCAAAGGUCUUGCGGACCUGAUCCGACAGUGCGGAUCACGUCCGCAAGACCUCGCUGAAUGUGGAGAGCAAUAUGCUCUACACAUUUAACAUUGCACCAGCAGCUCACAAGAGCUGCUGGUGCAACGCCGCCCCCUGCUAACUCGCGGCCAAUGGGCCGCCAGCAGGGAGGUGUCAAUCAACCCGAUCGGGUUGAUUUCCGGCGAUUCCUGUCCGCCUCAUCAGAGCAGGCAGACAGGGUUAUGGAGCAACUGGUGUUUCUGGCGAGUCUGAAAACUCGCCAGAAACACGGCCCUUCAAGCUCCGUUCGGAGCUUUAUAAAUGGGCGCCAUAGGCUGUUUAAGUAUCCAACUGUGAAACAUGUUGAAACCUCAGAGAUGAAGGAAUUUAGUGCCUGUAAUGCCAAUUCAGCCUUUCCGCUUUCAAGGGUGGCACAUUUGAGUAAAUAUAAUUAAUCAUAAUAACAGCUAUCCUUUAACAGCUGUUGAUCAUCAAUUAAGCUUCUGAAUGCACUUGUGUACAAAAGUGCUAUAUAAAUAAUAUUUUUAUAUUAUGACAUAUUCUUUUAAAGAGCUAAUGCCUAUAAUAUUAAAUAAAUGGACAAAGAAAAAUCAAUGCAUUGUUUUCAUAUAUUUUGGAAACAUAAAGUCCUUAAAAUAAUACUUUAGUGCCAUAUCCACUAUGUUGCAAUAUGAGAAUAUUGUAACAUUUAACCAGAGCUAGAUUAUAUAACACCAAUAAGAGAUUGUUGAUGUAUUGCUAAACAUAGUAACGCGAAUGAUAAAGCCUGUUGUUUGAGAAAUUAGUUACUUGGAGCCUUUUUGAUAUUUGACCUGCAGUGUGAUUUAUAUAACAUUGGUUUUGAUAAGGAAUAGCAUUGACAUAAUGUGCUUUACAAAUUAUAAACUGUAGAUUAUAUUUGUUUCAUAUGACUGCCAUUAUCUGCAGACAUUAUAGAACAUGUAUAUGUUUUCAUUAUGCUAUUAUAUAAUAUCACAAAAGGUUUAACACAAUGUGACAACAUACUGUAUGAAUAAUAAAUAGAUGUCAUCGUUCAUUCAGCAUAACAUGGGUAAGACAAUCAUUUGAUAUUUGAGAUUGCAGAAUGCAGAACACAUGAGAACAUAAUUUACUAAACAGAUUCAGUGUAUAUUAUACUGGAAUACCUGCAGAAUAGUUUAUUAUAUUUUCUUAUUCUAUUAAUUUGCUGUCUUCUUUCUUCAUGUUGUAAUAAAAUAUUUCUGUUCUCAA
This is a messenger RNA of Bombina bombina (fire-bellied toad), 2034 nucleotides long. Its product is annotated as cystatin. The coding region runs from base 114 to 518 and encodes 134 amino acids. The transcript has 3 exons. The record is from RefSeq and is a predicted model, not a curated record. Gene Ontology annotation, molecular function: cysteine-type endopeptidase inhibitor activity. NCBI's taxonomy places the organism in Eukaryota, Metazoa, Chordata, Amphibia, Anura, Bombinatoridae.